ACCUUCUCCACAGUCGAGCUUCAACUGUUCCUGAGAUGACGCCGCCCCCAAGAGAGAUUCACAACUGGGUGCUGCCCUUGGCGGCCACCGCCUUACUCCUCCUAACCGGAGUGGCCCGGGCUGAGGAACCCAUCUAUCGCCUUUGUGUACCCCAAAUUUACCUGACCGAGUGCCAGCAGCUCCUGGCCGAUCCCUCGGAGGCGGGAAUCCGAAUGGAAUGUGUUGCCGGUAGGGAUCGAGUGGAUUGUCUGGAAUUAAUCGAGCAACGCAAGGCCGAUGUGCUGGCCACGGAGCCGGAGGACAUGUACAUCGCUUACCAUCGUAAGAACGAGGACUAUCGCGUGGUCUCCGAGAUUCGUACGCAGCAGGACAAGGAUGCUGCCUUCCGUUACGAGGGCAUUAUUCUGGUGAAGAAGACCUCACCGAUUCGCACCUUGGAGCAGCUGCGUGGCGCCAAAUCCUGUCACACCGGUUUCGGACGCAAUGUGGGCUACAAGAUUCCCAUCACCAAGCUAAAGAACUCGCAUGUCCUCAAGGUCUCCGCCGAUCCACAGAUCUCGGCCACGGAACGUGAGCUGAAGUCUUUGUCCGAGUUCUUCACCCAAUCCUGCCUGGUGGGCACCUACUCGACGCAUCCGGAAACCGAUCGUCUUCUCAAAAAGAAGUACUCGAAUCUGUGCGCUCUGUGCGAGAAGCCGGAGCAAUGCACCUAUCCGGAUAAAUUCAGUGGCUACGAUGGCGCCAUUCGAUGCCUGGACAAGGGACAGGGCGAGGUGGCCUUCUCCAAGGUGCAGUAUAUCAAGAAGUAUUUCGGUCUGCCCGGCGCUGGUCCGGAUGCACCCAAGGCGGAGGGCAAUCCGGAUGACUUUGAGUAUCUGUGUGAGGAUGGCACAAGGAGGCCCAUCACUGGACCGGCCUGCUCCUGGGCCCAACGACCCUGGAGCGGUUAUAUCUCCAACGAGAAGGCCGUUCACAACACGGAGCAGCUGCAUCAGCUGCAGUCGCGUCUAGAGCGAUUCUUUGCCAAUGGUCUGCAGGCGCAGAACAAGGAUGCCGCCGCCCAUUUGCUCAUCCAACCGAAUGCCGUUUAUUAUAGCAAGGAGGCGGCCAUUGAUCCCAAGGUCUAUCUGGAGCGGGCUGGCUACAAGGAUGUGAUCGAGCGUGAUGGCAGUGCCAUCCGGAAGAUCAAGUUGUGUGCCCAGGGCGAUGAUGAGUAUGCCAAGUGUCAGGGUCUGCAUCAGGCCGCCUAUGCCCGUGAUGCUCGUCCUGAAUUGGAGUGCGUCCAGUCCACCGAUUGCCUGGAGUCCAUAACCAAGAAGGAGGUGGAUUUGGUCAUUCUGCCGGCAACGGGUUAUGCUGAGGCACGUCGCAAUAAGCUCCAGCCGCUGGUCUACGAACAGAGGGCCCAGGACGAUGUCCUGGUGGCAGUGGCAGCCCCAAGUGUGGGACGUGAGGCGCUGCAAAAGGCCAAUAUCAAAUUCGAUGAGGGAUCUGAGCGCGCCCGCUUGGCCGCCGCCUUCUUGAACAAGCGACGUGACCUGGACGCCUGCCGUGUUACCUCCUCAGCCGACGCACCUGUCCAGAUUGUGCCCGCCACCGAGCUGGAGAAGCACAAGGAUGAGCAGCUGGUGUGCCCCAGCUUGGAGCGACGACCAGUCACCGAUUUCCAGACCUGCAACGUGGAUGUGGAGCUGCCGCGCGCCAUCUUCAUUAGAACCGAUACCACGUCCGUGGAGCAGGACACCGUGAAGCAUUUGUUCUCACUGAUCUCGGACAAGUUUGGAGCUCACGGCAAGUUGGUGGAUGUCUUUGACUUGUUCGGAGAGUUCCAGAAGGGCAAGCAUAACGUGUACUUUGAUGACAAGGCUGUUGCCCUGGCCACAGAGAUCAAGAGUGAAAUCCAAGAUGAGCAGAUCUAUGGAGAGCUCCAGUGCGAUGGCAACAAGAUUGCCAAGCAGUAAGGAACUCCUUUCGAUAUCAAUAAACUUUAAGAUGAAUAUUUCAA
This is a messenger RNA of Drosophila serrata, 2005 nucleotides long. It is a transcript of the gene Tsf1, whose product is annotated as Transferrin 1. Gene Ontology annotation, cellular component: extracellular region; recycling endosome; plasma membrane. Lineage: Eukaryota; Metazoa; Arthropoda; Insecta; Diptera; Drosophilidae. The record is from RefSeq and is a predicted model, not a curated record. Gene Ontology annotation, biological process: iron ion transport.